UUUUUUCUUUCUUCCAUCUGUUCUUUUCUUUCCUUUUCUUUUUACGUUUUGGAUCACCUAAUUCUUUCUACAUGUGAGAAAUAAAUCAAAUUUUGGUCUACGCCAGCUGUCUUUCUUGGAUAUGAUAGCCAUUUUUCACACUCUCUUCGGAAUCGAACUCUAAUUCUGCAUCACCCGUCACUACCAUAGUAGGUCCCUAAAUGAAGCUUGUGUGACCUUUUUUGUUUUGUCAAAUUCACAGCUUGUUUCAUUGCGAGAUCACCCAAUACGUGAAGAGCGCCCUCUUAUUUAUCAUCUUGAUGUUGCUGCAAUGUAUCCAAAUAUCAUUUUAACAAAUAGACUCCAGCCACCAUCUAUAGUUACAGAUGUGGACUGCACAGCAUUAGAUUUCAAUCGUCCUGGCAAAAAUUGCCUCAGAAAGCUUGAAUGGGUCUAGCGAGGAGAGACCUACAUGGCAAAAAAGAAUGACUAUUAUCACAUAAAGAGGCAAAUUGAGUCAGAGCUGAUUCAAUCUGGUGGUAUCGCAUCUUCAAAGCCUUUUAUUGACCUCUCAAAACCUGAACAUUUACUUAAACUAAAGGAUUGUUUAAAGAAAUAUUGCCAAAAGGCACACAAAAGAGUAGUUGAUAAACCAAUUACAGAAGUUAGAGAAGCUGGAAUAUGCAUGCGUGAAAAUUCAUUCUAUGUAGACACAGUACGAAGCUUUCGUGAUAGAAGAUAUGAAUACAAAGGUCUUAACAAAACAUGGAAAGGAAAAUUGGCAGAAGCUAAAUCCAGUGGAAAUUCUAUGAAAAUUCAGGAAGCGCAGGACAUGGUUGUUCUAUAUGAUUCUUUGCAACUUGCUCACAAGUGCAUAUUGAAUUCAUUUUAUGGAUAUGUCAUGCGCAAGGGAGCAAGAUGGUACUCUAUGGAAAUGGCUGGGGUAGUUACAUAUACUGGUGCGAAGAUUAUCCAAAAUGCUCGGUUACUUGUAGAAAAAAUUGGAAGGCCACUGGAACUGGAUACAGAUGGCAUUUGGUGUGUUUUGCCUGGUUCUUUUCCAGAGAACUUUACUUUUAAGACAGAAGCUGCGAAGAAGCUAACAGUAUCUUAUCCCUGUGUCAUGCUUAAUGUUGAUGUUGCGAGAAAUAACACUAAUGAUCAAUAUCAAACGCUGAAAGACCCAGUAUAUAAGCUAUAUACAACACACAGUGAGUGUUCCAUUGAAUUUGAGGUCGAUGGACCUUACAAGGCCACACCACACAGUCAUGUCUAGAGGUCACGGUGUAGCGAAGCUUUAUUUCAACUGCGAUCAAUGUGGAGCAGCCCUAUCUGAUGGGGCUUUUUCAGUUAUAAUUUCUUUUUACUUCGCCAAUCAUUUUUCUCUUAGCAUUCUAGUUUUGUCUUUCUAUUGACAUUGUUUUCUUUUUCAUUUUUAUUUUUUAUCAGUGCGACAAAACAUUUUCUAUGGAAGAAAGCUGUCGAUGUCUACUUUGUUGUACAUGCAC
Molecule: messenger RNA, 1487 nt
Organism: Panicum virgatum (switchgrass)
Lineage: Eukaryota; Viridiplantae; Streptophyta; Magnoliopsida; Poales; Poaceae
Product: DNA polymerase epsilon catalytic subunit A-like
Exons: 10
Coding region: 452-1255 (267 amino acids)
Biological process (GO): base-excision repair, gap-filling; DNA replication; nucleotide-excision repair, DNA gap filling
Cellular component (GO): epsilon DNA polymerase complex
Molecular function (GO): DNA binding; nucleotide binding; single-stranded DNA 3'-5' DNA exonuclease activity
Source: RefSeq, a predicted model, not a curated record